GAAGUCUGAACGCACUGAGGCAGAUUACGGGUGUGAUCUGAGCUCCUCUCCCUCCGGUUCAGUGUGUUCGAGCUCCAGUAAAGUGCCCGUCGUUUGCCGGUGGCCCUGCUGAGCGGGGUGAGGAAGGACAUUAGCUAUCUCCGCGGCUGUUUGCUUCAUAUACCAACGAGGUUUCUUUGUGGAGAAGAAGAAUGGGCCCUGGUUAGAACCUUCUGGAAACGGCGGAGCCUUAAUUUAGCCACCGAAAGCGAAUGCAGACUGAGGCUACCGGCGGCCUGCCGCCCUGCUCUGCGUCCCGGCGCUGAGCCGACACCGAGGAGCCGGCUUACUGCUGGGGAAGAAAGAGGAAAGCGGCGGUCCUGAGCUAGCUAACGAUAGCUAAUACUCUCAGCUAAAAUCCUCCCCCGUUUCUGUUCUGGGAGUCUUCAGACUAGAAACGCCGCCAAGAUAGCUGGACCGGGCAGGAAACGGCACAACUCAGAACCUGACCCCAGUGAAAGCGGCUCCACUAGCGGGAGCGAGGUGGGCGACAGCCUCCCCAUUAGUGGCAAGUGGCUUAAGAUGGCCAGUAGCAGCACUGCAUCCAGCGAGACAAGCCGCAGAAGAACGCAGAGAGGACCUGAUGACUCCUCCAGCACCAGCAAGAAAAAACAGAAGGAUAGGGCCAACCAGGAAAGUAGGGAGGCCAAGCGGGCUGCCACAGGCGCCAACACAGAGGCUAAAAAAGAUGUCUUUCUGGAUUGGAAGCAGAAUGCCAAUGAGGUAAUCGUCAGACUGCGAUGUGGUGAAGGAACACUGAGACUUGAGAAUGUGGCUACUGCCUUUUCAGAUACAGCUUGCCAAGUGCGCCUUCCAAAUGGUCGUGAGUGGGGCUGUCACCUGCAUGCUGAAAUUGAGGGCUCCUGCAGUAAAGUGCAGUAUAAGGAGAAAGGCAGCAUCCUGCAACUUGUCAUGAACAAGAAGAUCCCCUUCAACUCCUGGCCGUCCCUUAUGAGCAACAAAGAAAAUGAAGAAGUUAAUAUCCUAAGUGAGAAUGGCAACAGUCAUCAGUUAUCUGCAGAGCAGUCUGGAAAAUCUUGCCUGGCCUCAGAUACGCUCAAAGCUCCUAAACAGCACACGCCCCAGACCCCGCCAACGGAGCAGAAACGCUGUAAACCAGACCGGGGUAUGAAGAGAGGGAUCAAGAACAAACAGGCAGAGAACUCUGAGAGUGCAGGAGUUAAGGAAGCUGAGACUAAGCCUGGUGCUAAAGGGGACCAUACCCCCGAGCCUAUUGCAAAGCGUACUAUCCGCCCUUCUAAAAAUGCAAAGGAGCCCACUGUAGCAUCAAGCCCCACAAGGCAACCCCAAUCCAAACUAGCAGUGAACGGCAAAUCCACCACACCUGCUGUUCGUGGCUCUGCCUCACCGUCCUCUGCUGUCCAGGAGAGCAAGACGGAAACUCAAGUUAAGGCUCAAGCAUGCCAAGGAUCACUGAAGGAGAAGCGAACUGAUAAAAAGCCAGAGAGACAUACACAGGCUGAAGCAGAUAAAAGCAAGGAACAGGUGGUGGAGUCAAAGGUACUGCUGCAGGAGCCUCCUGCACCCCAAGUUCCAGCUCAAAUACCCAUGGCUGUCCCCAAGCCAGAGGAGAGGUGCAGUGAAGAAACUACAUCAGAGGAGAGAGACAGAGAAAAGAAAACAGAGGAAGAGAGGACUGCUGAUGCUGUGGAGAGCCAAGGACAAACAGAAGUUCUGCCUGACCACCAAGGAUCUGGAGAACCUGUUCCAGCCACAGCCCCCAAAGAGGAGGAGUCUGCACACACAGAGGAGGAAAAGAGGGACAGAUCUAAAGAGGAGCCCUGUGAGAAGAACCAGAAAGCAGAGGAUGCAGGCCCAGAGCCAAUGGUGAACCUGAAGCUUGUGAAGAAUGACUCGUAUGAGAAAGGGACGGACCUGAUGGUUGUCAAUGUCUACUUGAAGGAAAUCUGCAGGGAGACUUCCAGGGUGCUGUUUAGGGAAAAAGACUUUACCCUUAUCUUCCAGACAAGUGAUGCCAACUUCUUACGCCUUCAUCCGGAUUGUGGACCAAACACUGUCUUCAAGUGGCAAGUCAAACUCCGGAACCUUAUCCAGCCAGAAAUGUCUGGUUACUCGUUCACCCCAUCCCGCAUAGACAUUACCCUGAGGAAAAGACACAGCCAGCGCUGGGGGGGCCUGGAGGCCCCUGCAUCACAAGGUGCAGUGGGGGGCGCAAAGGUUGCAGUGCCCUCAAGCCCUUCCUCUCUUGACAAGAGUCAGCCAGGGAGUAGCCAGCAUGCUCUGCCUGCCAAGGAGGAGCCUAGGGUGGGGGAGGAGAAGCCCAAGCCUAAGCCCCCUCGGGCUACAGAAGAUGCUGGUUUGGAUGCAGUGGUGCCUCGUUCUGUUUCUGAGCAUGUUCCGAUCAAGCAAGAGCCAGCUGUUACUACGCCAAAGCCCACAUGUAUGGUACAGCCGAUGACCCAUGCUCCUCCUAAGAGCACUGAGCGAACUGAGGAAGAGGAGGAGAAGAAAGUCUGUCUCCCUGGCUUCACUGGACUAGUCAACCUAGGAAACACCUGCUUUAUGAACAGUGUGAUUCAGUCCCUUUCCAACACGAGGGAGCUGAGGGACUAUUUCCAUGACCGAGCAUUUGAAACCGAGAUCAACUGUAGCAAUCCACUGGGCACAGGUGGAAGGCUGGCUAUUGGGUUUGCAGUAUUGCUCCGGGCUUUGUGGAAAGGCACUCACCAUGCUUUCCAGCCCUCCAAAUUAAAGGCAAUAGUAGCUAGUAAGGCGAGUCAGUUCACAGGCUAUGCUCAGCAUGAUGCUCAGGAAUUCAUGGCCUUCCUGUUGGAUGGGCUGCACGAGGACCUGAACCGUAUCCAGAACAAACCUUACACAGAAACUGUGGAUUCAGAUGGCCGCCAGGAUGAGGUUGUAGCAGAAGAAGCAUGGCAAAGGCACAAGAUGAGGAAUGAUUCCUUCAUUGUUGAUCUGUUCCAAGGCCAGUACAAGUCAAAGCUAGUGUGUCCAAUGUGCUCUAAGGUUUCCAUUACUUUUGACCCCUUCCUCUACCUGCCUGUCCCCCUACCUCAGAAACAGAAGGUGCUGUCCGUUUUUUACUUUGCUAAGGAGCCCCACAAGAAACCAAUAAAGUUUUUGGUGAGCGUGAGUAAGGAGAACUCAAGCACAGCAGAAGUGUUGGAGUCAAUUUCCCGGAGUGUGAGGGUCAAACCAGAGAACUUGAGGCUAACAGAGGUGGUGAAGAGUCGCUUCAGCCGGAUCUUCUUGCCAUCUCACUCCCUUGAUCGGGUCUCAUCCUCUGACAUGCUCUUCUGCUUUGAGGUGCUAUCCAAAGAGCUAACUAAGGAGAAAGUGGUGCUGCUCAGGGUCCAUCAGAGGUUGCAAGUUCCCAGUAUUCCGAUACCCAAAUGUGCUGCCUGUCAGAAGCCUCCUCUGGCAGACGAUGAGAAACUGAAGCGCUGUACACGAUGCUACCGUGUGGGUUACUGCAACCAGGCUUGCCAGAGAAAUCACUGGCCCAACCAUAAAGCCCUUUGCCGGCCCAACUCUGAAAAUGUAGGGCUGCCAUUUUUGAUCAGCGUUCCUGAGUCUAGGCUAUCCUAUGCUCGCCUCAAUCAGCUUCUGGAAGGCUAUUCCAGGUACUCAGUUAACGUUUUCAGGCCACCCUUCCAGUCUGGUCGGACAUCUCCAGAUUCCAGCUUGUCUCGUGGAGAUCAGCCCUCCUUAUCCGGAACUGUUCCUGAGGGAUUGGAGCCAGAGGAGGAAGCACCUUCUGCAGGUGGAGAAGCAGGGGACAGCCAAGAGCAGAGCACCUGUGGCUCAGGUGUUUCAGGGCCUGAAACGGAAUCGGGGCAGGCUACAGCUCACUCAGGUGGAGACCUGGACAAAUUGUCUACUCGCACCACGGAUUCUGGCUUCUCGGAGCAGGCUUUGAGUUCUCAGGAUCCUUUCAGAGAAAAAGAAACAUCCUGUGAGAAAACUGUGAAACCUGAAGCUGCUGUCCCUGGAUAUCAGCAGUCAUCUGAGUGUAGCAAUGGGAGUACUUCACAGUUCUAUAUUUCACUACUGGAUUCCAGCAACAGCAGCAAAGAAGAAAAACUUGAAGACAAAGAUGAUGCAGUGCUGGAGGUCUCUGAUGAUUGCACUUUAGAGCUUGUGUGGAAGAAUAAUGAGCGACUCAAGGAGUAUGUUCUGGUGCGCUCCAAAGAGCUGGAGUUUGAUGAGGACCCAGGUUCUGCUAGUGAAACUGCCAGGGCAGGGCACUUUACUUUGGAGCAGUGCCUGAACCUCUUCACCAAGCCUGAGGUGCUAGCCCCAGAAGAGGCAUGGUACUGUCCAAAAUGUCAGCAACACAGAGAGGCAUCCAAGCAGCUUUUGCUUUGGCGUCUUCCCAAUGUGCUAAUCAUUCAGCUUAAGCGUUUCUCUUUCCGGAGCUUCAUCUGGAGAGACAAGAUCAAUGAUAUGGUGGACUUUCCUGUGAGGAACUUGGACCUGAGCAAGUUCUGUAUAGGGCAGAAGGAAGAUGUCCAGCAGCCCCCAAUUUACGAUCUGUAUGCUGUUAUAAACCACUAUGGAGGAAUGAUUGGAGGUCACUACACAGCAUAUGCACGUCUGCCCAAUGACAAGAAUAGUCAGCGCAGUGAUGUCGGCUGGCGACUGUUUGAUGACAGCACUGUGACAACAGUAGAAGAAAGCCAGGUGGUGACCCGCUAUGCCUACGUGCUGUUCUACCGACGCAGAAACUCUCCAGUGGAACGGCCACCCCGUCUGCUUGGCCCGCUUGGAGCAGAGUCCUCUGCUGCAGCUGGUGCUGCACCAAGUCAGGCGUCUCUGAUAUGGCAGGAACUGGAGGAAGAAGAGGAGCAACAGCGAGGCGCUGCUUCUCAGGGACUGUUCCGCCCCGGGCUGCGAGGACGAAGAAUCAGGACAAGGGCGGAGGAGGAGCCGGAUGGCCACGGAGGCCUGGCACGACGCAGCCGAGACCGUAUCUCUGAUUAUUCAGACGAUGACCGUGUUCGAUAUUUCAUCCUGGGCACUGCUGCUGCAGUGUUUGCUUUGCUGCUCAACCUCAUCUAUCCCCUGCUGUACAGAUCACACUGGGCUUAGCUUGAGGGAGAAUUGUAACUCAACCCCUCUAUUCUGAAAUUCAGUGACUCAUCGAAAGACAAAACAACCAACACGCACACGAAGGGUGACGUUUCUGCUGUUUGCACAUUACAGAAAGAACCUGUGACUUGUGGCUGGAUCAGUUACAUACUGUGUAGAUAAGGAUUGUGGUCACCUCUGUGGGGCCUUUUUAAACUUCCUUCUUAACUCUGGGAUAGGAGGAUGUGCACCCUGUGCCAUCUAAAGUGUGGCUGUGUUUUUGUGUGUUUAUUUCUUUCAUUUUAAUAAUUAUGUACUGUAUUUUAACACAGCAUGAGUUCUGAAUUCUUUAUAUGAUCCGUACAGCUUAACAGAAUGUUUCACUGGUUCAUAAGCUUUUCACAUUCAAGUCUAACAGUAAUCACUCAGUUUGCUUUGUAAACAGGUUGUAGCUAAUUAAUAUUCUAGACCAGGCAUCAUCAAUUUUAUUCAGAAAAGGCCGUAAAGCAGAAGCACAUCCUGUCUACCUACCCACUUGUUAAAGGCUAAGACUAGCUGAUUGAGCAAGCAGAUUCAGGUGUCCUUUUUUUUAUUGGAAUGAAAAUGUGCCCCCACACCAGCCCAUUGUGGGUUGAUUGGUGAGAGAUUGGUGACUGAUGUUCUAGACCAUUUCAUUUACUAAUCUGUGUAUAUUUAUCUCGUCACAAUCACACAAAUCUUAUCUUUUUAAAAAGGCACGUUUUACAGGACACAGAAAAAACAUUUUUAAUUAAAAAAAUAUAUAUAUAUUAGGAAAAUAUUUUAAUUCUGUUGGAAUUAAUUUCUAUUGGUCCGUUCUAGGGAUGCAGUGAUUAGUUGGAAUAAUCGACAGUGGUAAUUAUUCGUCUGCGCCAAAUUUUAGUGUUUACUAUUCAUACUAAUUUGUUAUUGUACCGCUCUUCAUAAAAUCCUGGGGACAGAAACGUAAUGGGCUCACUCACACAAUUUACAUUUAACUCCAAAAGUGUAAUAACACAACAGUUUACAUGUUUACCACAUUUAACAGUUUUUCAUUUUAAAGCAGUGAAGUGCGUGGCAGAAAUAACUGGUGACUAAUUGAAAUACGUUUAUUUGGCUACCAAAAUAAUCAUUAGUUGUAGCCUUAGUUGAUACAUCAUAAACUUUUACAACAUAAGGUUGUAAGUGUGACAGAAAAGAUACUUCUACUAUUUAGCCUAUAAUGUGAAGAAUUCAGUGUCUGACGACCUGUUUAAAACUAUUAAAUUUAAAAUAAAAAUCAGAAGACAUAUUUAAGCAACAAAUUAGCAUGCCCUGCCAUUAACCAUUAAGAUUCUGCCUGUCGCUUGUUGUAUAUGGGAUGUUAUUUAUUCUUUAGCCUCUAGCAAUAACGUUUUUGGAAUUCUUCUUUUUCUUCUUUCAUUUUACUAAAUCCUUACAUUGUUUAAACCAUACUGUUGCCAAAACAUGCACUAUAUUGUCCAGCCUGCUAAAUGUCAUUUCAAGUAUAAGAUGACUUUUUUUUUUUUUUUUUUUUUUUUAUCUGUAAACCAAGUGCAGAACAGUGCUUUUUUUGUCAUAUUACGUUAAAACAUUAAUCUUAAUCCCAUACUUGAGAAAUGGAUGCAGACCUGUUUUACAGCCGGGGAGGGACUGUAGCAAAGGUUGGAGUGCUGGAGUCUCAGGGAUUUUUGAUGUCUUCUGUAAUUGUUCUAUAUGAUAGUGCAUCCAUUUAAGCUUAAUGAAUGCUUCAAAAGUAAAGACAUUUCUUCCAUCAUUGUGACGUUAUGCUAAUGCAUAUUUGCACGUCCACUCAAAACUAGAGUGCAGCUGUUCAUGAUUGCAAAUAGAACUGAUUUCCACACAGUGUUAUACAGUGUUACUUGUUUGAAUGUGAUGUAAAACAUAUUUUAGAAUAUUUUUUUUUUCUUUCUUUCUUCAAAUGAACUUCAUUCAUUUGCCUAGAUCAGUUCUCAACCUGUCGUCUGACAUGUCCAGAUUUUUGCUCUAUAUCCAGAGACCUUUGCGGACUGGUUGGAGAACUACUGGUCUAGGUAUCUUUUAAUGUGUUAAAAGUGUGUACUGUAUGAGAGUACCUUUACAUGUUUGCAAUAUUAAUUACACUGUAACCAAACCUUAUUAAGAAUAAUACUUUAAGAUGCUGCAAAUUUGGAACAGCAAUAAACCAUGCAAAUCA
Astyanax mexicanus (Mexican tetra) is the source of this 7303-nucleotide messenger RNA. RefSeq names its product ubiquitin specific peptidase 19 (gene usp19). Bases 562 to 5130 code for a protein of 1522 amino acids. The transcript has 26 exons. Gene Ontology annotation, molecular function: cysteine-type deubiquitinase activity. NCBI's taxonomy places the organism in Eukaryota, Metazoa, Chordata, Actinopteri, Characiformes, Acestrorhamphidae. Gene Ontology annotation, biological process: protein deubiquitination. The record is from RefSeq and is a predicted model, not a curated record.